This is a messenger RNA of Phlebotomus papatasi, 2501 nucleotides long. RefSeq names its product tetratricopeptide repeat protein 27. The coding region runs from base 68 to 2374 and encodes 768 amino acids. Gene Ontology annotation, molecular function: protein binding. Lineage: Eukaryota; Metazoa; Arthropoda; Insecta; Diptera; Psychodidae. The record is from RefSeq and is a predicted model, not a curated record. The transcript has a single exon.
UCCCGGAACGAAAAAUCGCGUGGUUUUUAGGUUAGAAAACGUUUGAGGAAUAUUUUCCUUCACAGAAAUGGAAGAAAUAAAGUGUUUUUGGAGUGAAUAUAAUUUAAUUGGAGAGUGUAAAAGUGAUUUCAAGUCCUUUGUUACCAAGAUUGUAAACUCUGAUGGGUAUAGCAUUGAAGAAGACAGCAUAAAUGAAGCCCUCCGGAUUGUUCAAGUAUGUGCCAAACUUUUUAUCGAGGCCAAUUUUACUGGCCCUGUCCCACCUCCUGAGACUGUCCAGGAGUGUCUGGGUUUGUCAGAUUCAGUAGAAAAAAUAGACAUCAAGAGAUGCACCAUAAGAGAUGGAGAAGAGCUGGAAGUUAAUGUUUCCUUCCCGGAAGUUUUGUGUCUCGCCUUGAGAACUCUGGACUGCUGCAUCUCUGAACAUCUCAAGGUUUUGGUCUGGAAAAUGAGAUUAACAUGCCUUCACCAGGAAGUUCUUGACGACUUGGCAUACUCUAUUUUCAAAUUAUUCAAAGGAAUCCACGAGAAAAUCCUGAAAAGUCCGGAAUUUUCAGCUCUGGAUAUUGUAGAACGUUCCCAGUUAUUGCUUGAAAUUGCCCAGGGAUACCUUAUAUUUCGCAGAGUGAACCCUUGUAGAGAAAUCCUCGAGAGUGUCAAGGCCGAACUCAAAGUAGAUUUGAAGAUAUCAUCCCUUCUUGGCAUGAGGACGCGUUUCCAGACCAAACCCCUUCCUCAGAUGAUCCUCCGUGUUGAGAGGAAAGAUUCCUUCCUGCCCAAUGCUUCAGAAACUCAUGCAGAAACUAUUCUUCCCAAAUUACUUCGCCUGGAUGAUGAUACGAGACUGGAAAAGAUAAAAUUCGUCAAUGAGGAAGAGGCCAAAAUUGACAAUCUCCCGAGUAUCGUGCAAAGUCUAAUUGCCGUGGAGUUUCACUGGCUGCAAAUCUCCCAGCCAAAGGACAAUCUUGCCGAGGAGGAGAUCUAUCCGUACAUUGUGACUCUCUUGCAUCAGGAUUUUGGGCCAUGGCCUGUCAGAAUUGCUGCCCUGAUGGCCAACAUUGAGCUGGAGGCAAAGAAUAGCAGGACUGUGGACAGGAGUCUCAAGCAAUGUGAAGAAAUCCUGAAAAUGGUGAGAAAAUCAGCCACAGAAACACCUCAAAUCAACUUCCAGCUCUCUAGCUUCUUCUCAUCGGGCAUGCUUCCUGUUUGGCGAGCAGAGGCACAACUGGGCAGUCUCAUGAUGUCCCUGGGCUUAGUGAAAUCCGCCUUGGAUGUCUACCGACGCAUCCAGGCCUGGGAGGACGUAAUAAAUUGCUACAAUAUGCUAGAAAUGCGCCAUAAAGCCGAAGAAGUGAUACGGCAGGAGCUGUCCAAGAAUCCCUCAGCAAAGCUCUACUGCCUCCUCGGGGAUGCAACUGAUGAUCCAACCUGGUACGAGAAAGCUUGGGAAUUUUCUCAGCAUCGCAGCGGAAGGGCUCAGAAGCAUUGGGGAAAUUAUUUCUUCGCCAGGAAGGACUAUGCAAAAGCCAUUCCACAUUUCCAGGAAUCUCUGGGAAUCAAUACCCUCCAGGAGCCUCUGUGGCUUCGAUUGGGAUUUGCAGCGCUCGAAAUAGAAGAUUGGACAACAGCAGCUCAUGCCUAUCAGUGGUACACAAUUCUUGAGCCAGGAACCUUCGAAGCUUGGAACAAUUUGGCUAAGGCCUACGUCAAAAUGGGCGACAAACCUCGAGCCCAGCGUGUCCUCCAGGAAGCCCUGAAAUGCAAUUAUGACGUAUGGCAAGUUUGGGAGAACUUUAUGGUAGUAAGCCUAGACACUGGGCACUUUGAUGACGUCCUCAAUGCAUACACCAGGCUCAUGGAACUCAAAACUCGCUACGAGGAUCGUCAGGUUCUGGACAUUCUAACAGCAGCCAUUGAGAAUCACGUUCCCGACCACAAAGGAGGAGAUUCCCAUCGGCUAGCGGACAAAGCCAGCAAAAUCCUAGCCCAAUUGUGCAUACAACACGGCAGGGAGGCUUUCUACUGGGAAGUGGCAGCUCGUGUAGCCAGGGAUCCUCUAGCCAAGGCUCAAAAACUCCUAAAAGCCUUCACGAGUCACACUCAAGGGAAUUCAAAGUGGAAGGAAAAUCCAGAUUCUUGCAAGAAAAUCAUUGAGAUCUGCCUAGAAGUCACGAGGCUUUCCCUAGAAGCUGCUGAGGACUUCAAGGAAGAGAACAAGUCACUGACAUUGUCACAAUUAUCAUCUGCACGGCUUUCAGCUCAGGGUUGCCUUAGAAAUGUCCAGGAAAUUCCAGAUUCUCUGACUGGGAUUCGUGAUGAGCUCAAUUGCAAUCUCCAGAUUCUCACAGAAAAGCUCAAGCAAUUGAACACGUAAAAUUUGCAAAAAGAGAAUCAUGAACCUAGAUUAGCUUAUUGUAGGUGAGAUUCUUAAAAAAAAAAACUUUGCUAUAAAUUGUAAAUAGAAAUCUAAGAAUUUUGAAAAAUAAAAAUUUGAAAUAAAA